GUGGUGUCAAGGGCGAGCGUGAACAACCCUGGUCAUGCUGCAGGCUCCGUCGCGCGGGAUCGCACGGGCGCUUACUGCCCAGCUGGCAACGAAAAACGUAUUGCUCCGAGCUGCAUCAACAACACCAUGGUAUCGCGAGGAGAUCUCGAGCAUCUUGACCCCGGCGGAUGGUGAGUCGGUAGCGUCUGUGGACGAGCUGCGUCACCUCAUGGCUGUACCUCGCGGCCGAGGUGUCGUCGCGUCUGAAAUGCACGCGCAAGGAAGAUCUCCUGCUGUUGGUGGGUACGAAACAUUGGCACAGAGGAAAAAGCAGGAUCGCAUUUGGUCCGAGCUCCAGCGCGUGCUGUCCAGUGUCGAACAGAACCAUGAUGUCGAAGAUGCUUCCGCACGCAUGGCCGCUGUGGCCGACGCGUACACUGUAGCGCUCCAAGCGAUGAGCCGCGCAAACAUGCCUUAUGAAAGCAUGGAGGCGAUGCUGCGGCACAUGCAGGGCCAGCAGAUCCCCGUGAGCAUUCAGAUCUACAUCGCGAUGUUGGUGCAAGCCAAGGGCAGUGCAAUCGUUCAAGUGUUGCGCACGGUGAAGGCGAGUCGCGCUGCCGCCAGUCUACUCGGGGGAUCGACGCCGCAGUCGCCGCUCCUGCCCACGGAUGUCGAGAGCCUCCACUACCAUGCCUACGACGCCUUGAUUCGCACGAUCCACUCCCGUUACAUGGAGUCAACGACCGCGGUGUUUGCGCUGGCCAACUACCAAGACUUAUACGCAGCGGUGGUGGCGGCCCUUCCCCCGCUCGAUGUUAAACUCCUCGAGAGGACAAUCUUCCCGGAACGUCUCGACAAACUGGCCGUUGCGUCGGUGCGAGCGCCGGCCAUGUGUGGCCUGGGAGACGUCGUGCUCGAUCGCUUGGACGAGCUGCAAGAAGAAUACGCUGGCCGAAGUGCCCAAGUGCCCUUGCAAGCAUUUGAAGCUGCCAUCGAGGCGUUCCCAGCGUUGGUGCAUGGGCUAACCCAUGUGCCCGAGGCCACACUCGCGUCACUCCGAGAGACAUCGUCGGUCAAGUCCAGUCCUCGAAUCAAAGCGCUGCGCCGGCUCGAGCGAUCGGUGGGAAUUCCCAUGAACAAGAUCGUGCGCAAGGUGCAGCUCACCGAAUCGACCAAAGUCGCGCAAGAUGCUGCGACGUUUGACAUGUACAAGGCGUCGGUGUUUCUCCGGUAUAUAUCCAACCGCAUCGAUGGGGCCAGUGCCAAGGAGACCCGCGCAGUUGUCGCACACGAUGCGAUGGUCGCCGCCGACGGAUUGAUCCAAGAUAUUGAGGAUAUGUACGUUGCCAGCCGGCCGGCGGCCGACCUCCUGCCUUUGCAUGUCGCCCAACUCAAGCAAUACUUUGUCGCGGCGAGUCGGUUGGACCGCCGCAUGCCUGGCAACACAGCGUUCCAGGAUGAACUCGUCUUUCGCAUCUUCCGUGGGCUCGACACGCUCUGCUCGCGCAAAGACGAUGCGGACCUUGUGCUGGAAGGCCUCCGUUAUGCGUUUCGAGCGCUCGUCGUGCUCUUCCGAGUGAGCGAAGCCACGAUGGUCCUUGACAUGAAGGAGUCCCUAUUCCCGGGCGCCCCGCCCCGCGUCGACGACUACAACGACUUGAUCAUGGUGGUGUGUUCGAACGACAAGACCCGGUUUGACCAACCACUGCAGCUGCUGCAACGCAUGCACAACCAAGGGUUGUCGCCGACGCCGCUGACGAUCCACCGCCUCGUCCUGUUCCAGCUCCAUCAGCUACCCGACGGGAAACGUGCUGCGACUGCACCCAAGAAGAAACUCGUGGCGAAUCUUAAAUACAAACACAUGCGGCGACGGCUCCCCGACUGGGACCUGGACAUUCCAGCCCCCGAGUUCCAUCCGCUGCAGUUCUACCGCGCCAAGAACCAAGACGCGUCGUCGGUCGGCGACAUCGUGUCGUUCAUGAUCGACUGGCACAACAUGACCGGCGUCGCGCCGUUUGGAAAAACCCUCAAACUUGUGCUGGAAUACUGCGUGAGACACCAGCAAGACGCCACCAACGUCCACGAGAUGCACCGAUUGCUGCAGUGGGCCCACUCUCUACCACUCGAUCCUGCCACACAAGUGUAUCUGGAGCACCUCUCGGCGUCCGUUGCCGCAGACGAUACACCCCAUGACGCCAAGUAACCCUUCACAAGCUGCGUCGAUCGUACCCCGUUCAAUAGAUUCUGAUAUUGUGUGAAGUGAGGAAAAUGACAAGCGCAAUGUGGUCGGAUUCAGGCUUGCGGUGAAUAGAUCGUCGCCAUUACGAGUCAAGGACUUGGCAGGAGUUGGUCCACUCGUGGGUUUACCUGCAUUUG
Molecule: messenger RNA, 2355 nt
Organism: Aphanomyces invadans
Lineage: Eukaryota; Oomycota; Saprolegniomycetes; Saprolegniales; Verrucalvaceae
Exons: 5
Coding region: 35-2182 (715 amino acids)
Source: RefSeq, a predicted model, not a curated record